AUGCUCAUCUCGCUCAUCGGGCUGCCCGGCGCGGGCAAGGCGUCCGUCUCCGACUACCUCAUUAGCAAGCACGGCUUCACCUCGGUCCACAUCCUCUCGAGCCCACGAUCCCAGCACCUGGUCCCAGAGCUUCAGGCUUCUUCGUCGGCUCCCUCGUCGUCAUCCUCGUCCGGGCUGCCGCCGGGGCCCCCGCCGCCGACACACGUCUCGGUCGACCUGACACCGCACACUGGCUUCCGCAGCCUCGGCUUCCGCGACGCCCGCGCGCUGCUCGAGUACGCCACGGCCAACUGGCGCGAGGACCUCGUCACGCUCGACCUGGCCGACGCCGAGCCUGCGGACCGCGACGCCUUCGAGAAGCGCCCCUUUUUCCUCUGCAUCGGUGUCGAGGCGCCCGCGACGCUGCGGUGGCGCAGGUGGAAUGCCAAGCACGGCAAGGCCAGGGGUGGCUCCGACAUGAGCCUCGAGCAGUUCGUCGGCAUGGACGACACCCUGCUCUACGGAUUCCGCGGAGAGCUUGUCAAUCAGAGCCGACACGGCGACACGGCAGUCGCCUCCACGACGUCGCACCACCACCACCACCAGCCAGACGGCAUCGUCAGCGGCCAGCGCAGCCCAGAUCUGGCGCGGAGCACAUCGGAGGGACCCGGGGUCCUGACCUCGACGUACGCCUCGCUGGUGCAGCCGUCGGGCCUGAUCACGUCAAUCUCGUCGUCGUCGACGGUGUCGGGAGCAGCCGACGACGGCGGCCACGCCUCGACGCUCUCGCACCAGCUAAGCUACGCCUCGCUGCGCAUCACCAACGCGCAGCCGACGCUGUCGCACCUGUACGCCUACCUCGCGCAGCUGUCGCUGUCGUCGCACCAUCGGCUGCGUCCGACGUGGGACACGUACUUUCUGUCGCUAUGCACGCUGGCGUCGCUGCGGUCCAACUGCAUGAAGCGGCGGGUGGGCGCGGUGCUGGUGCGCGCCAACCGCGUGCUGUCGACGGGCUACAACGGCACGCCGCGCGGCCUGGUCAACUGCAACCAGGGCGGCUGCCCGCGCUGCAACGCCAGCGCCGCGUGCGGCACCCAGCUCGACGAGUGCCUCUGCCUCCACGCCGAGGAGAAUGCGCUCCUCGAGGCCGGCCGGGACCGCGGCGGCGCAGAGGGCACCGUGCUCUACUGCAACACCUGCCCCUGCCUGCGCUGCGCCGUCAAGAUUGUCCAGACGGGCGUCCGCGAGGUCGUCUACCAGCUCGAGUACAGCAUGGACGGCCGCAGCCGCAAGAUCUUUGAAGAGGCCGGCGUCGUCUUUCGGCGCUACCUGCCGCCGGCGUGA
This is a messenger RNA of Pseudozyma flocculosa PF-1, 1323 nucleotides long. RefSeq lists its product as uncharacterized. Lineage: Eukaryota; Fungi; Basidiomycota; Ustilaginomycetes; Ustilaginales; Ustilaginaceae. Gene Ontology annotation, molecular function: zinc ion binding; hydrolase activity. Bases 1 to 1323 code for a protein of 440 amino acids. The transcript has a single exon. The record is from RefSeq and is a predicted model, not a curated record.